Ectocarpus sp. CCAP 1310/34 is the source of this 2493-nucleotide messenger RNA. The record is from the annotation of a GenBank genome assembly. Lineage: Eukaryota; Phaeophyceae; Ectocarpales; Ectocarpaceae.
AUGGACAGCGUCAAGAAUAACGACAACAUAAACAACACCAUGAACUGCAAGGCGACGGAGAACACGGACAACAACAACAACGACAUCAGCAUGGCAAAGUGCGUGACAAACAAGCCCAGCUGCAAGCGUGCGGUAGAGCCGAACCCUCUGCUGUACAAGGCUGCAGCGAGGAACCUUUGCGAGUACCACGGUGUCCCCUCAAUGACGGCGGGCGGCCUGGAGAAGACCAUGGUCCUGCUUCAGCUCCGCCCCGGCCGCCUCGUGGCGCAGGGACUUGCCCCAAAGCAGCUCCUCGAGGGAAAAUCAGCAGCUGGCGACGCUGACGCGGACAACACCGACAGCAGCAGCAGCAGCAGCGGUAGCGGAUCCGAAGUCGACCCAGAGCAAGCGGACAACAACCAGGUCUCGGACGACUCGAACACCAACAGCAGAGACGGCACCGACAUCGAGCACGACCACGUUGCCACCCAGGACAGCAUCGACAUCGAGACCGGAGCCAGCAAGCACCCCAUCCACGCGGUCUUUGUCGCCGCAGGCGUCCAGCUCCGGCCCCGCGAAACCAGGCCGUUGCUCCGCGGGGUGGUCCUCCUCACCAGCAGCCCGGUCGCCCUGGAGGUCGUGGCCACCACCACCACCGCGGCGGUCGAGGCAUGGGUAGGCCUCGCGGCCCCCAUCCGCAUGACCCUCCCCCGCACCGCCAUGGCCGCGGCCACGGCCACGGCAGGCGUCCUGGCCACGGUGAUCACCGCCGCUGGUCCAGCCCUACCCCCGGAACACCCCGCGGACCGUUCGAAGAAUACGGUGGGCUGCACCUGCUCCGCGGACCUGGCCACCACCACCACCACCACCACCACGGCGGCGAGAGCGAAGGAGAAGAAGAAAUGGCGAUGAUGCAAGCCGGGCCGCGCGGUCCUGCCCGUGGAGUGCCCCCCCCUCCGCACCUACGCAAACAACACGGCGGUUCUCGUCCCCACGGGAUGCCCAUGCACGACCGCCAAAUGCACCCCCACCACGGACCCGGCCACCACCACCACGGCGGCGGCGAGAGCGAAGGAGAAGAGGAAAUGGUGAUGAUGAAUGCUGGGCCGCGUGGCCCUCCCCACGGAAUGCACCCCCCCAAGCACCUACGCGAACAACACGGCGGUUCUCGUCCCCACGGGAUGCCCAUGCACGACCGCCAAGUGCACCCCUUCCGCGGAGUUCGCAGCUUCCACGGCGAGGGCGUACACAGCGGCGGGGGUGAAGGAGAGCGUGGUCCUGGAAUGCACAUGGGCCCAGGUCACCGCGCCCACCCUAGUCGCCACCCGGAACACCACGGCAUGCACCGCCUGGACAGCGACGGAGACGCCGCCGGUACUGACAUGGGCCAUGGCCCCGUUCCUCUCAGGGCAGGACGGCACCACCACCGCAGCCCCGUCGGUCUACACCAGGGACUGCACGGCCCGCCCCCCGGCCCGCCGGGCAUGCGGGGCGGAAUGCGGUGCGAGGACUUCGGUGACGACUUCCACCCCCGGCAGCAUCAGCAUCAGCGCCAGCACCAGCAGCACUUGCAGCACUUGCAGCAGCAGGGAAGAAUGGCGGCGGGCCCUGGCCACGUUCACCCAUGUCACGAGAGCCCUGCCCCCCCACUGAUGAUGCCGAUGCAGGCCUACUGAGAAUAACAAGCACCGUGAUCUACGGCUGGUCGAACGGUGUGUUGCUGCUGAACAGAAAGCUACGACAAGGCAGCAGCAUUGACCUGGAGUAGAAAGUAGUUGUUCGGUGGAAGAACGAGAGACGGUAGUGUUUCGCUUGAUUUGUUUUUGACGUGCUCGGAAUUCGUAUUUCUUUAUUUGCAGUUGGGCAGAAGCCUCCCUCGGAAAAACUGAUACGAGGGACACGGUACACACCUGUACGUGGUACGGAACGUUCUAGAAGGCCUCUGCGCUAUUGCAGCCGUAGUGUAGUACGUUGUGUGUGCUUGAAGAGUUUUUGCAUUCCUAUGUUGUGUGUGUUUUUUAGUGGGUGUACACGACCAGGUGUUAAGUGUAUAUUUCUGCCCCCUGACGAACGUCUUUGCUCUGGGUAGCGUUGGCAAAUGUGUUGUCGCAGGUAGCAGGCGUGAAUUGUCUCUAUUGGCAAUCAAACGGUGAAUUUAUUUUGGUUCGAGCGUUGCUAAAACGGUGAUGCACUGAGGAGGAGGGGGGUGCUCGCCCCUGGGUGAUAUAUUGUGGUUUUUGUGUGUUGCGGAAAGAGGUUGUAGCGGGGUGAGCCUCGUUGAGGGUCGGAAUGGAUAUUUUCAUUUGUUUUUGUGUGAACGGUGUGUUGCAUGUCGUCGGAGGCCGCUUUCAACAGUAGAAAUAGUUGCGUUGCAGGCGGAAGGGGACACACAGAAGGAGAGUAGUGCAGCCACAUAAGCGCUGGUAACACAUGUCUUAGCGGCAAGGCGUACGUGCGUGUCGUUGUCUGCAGUCCUGCCUGCGUUAUGUAGCUGCAGCGGGCAGCACCGAGUCU